Molecule: messenger RNA, 419 nt
Organism: Aplysia californica (California sea hare)
Lineage: Eukaryota; Metazoa; Mollusca; Gastropoda; Aplysiida; Aplysiidae
Source: RefSeq, a predicted model, not a curated record
UAAAAGUCUAUGGAGGAACGCCACUGCAAUACAUACAAGUUUUAAUUAACAAGGGACAUGACUGUAGAAAUAAAGCUGCUAUAACAAAGCAGUAGUGGCCCUUGGAGAGCCUCGUUUCGGCUUGCCGUUGAAGGAAAAAGGUUGGUGACGUCAGUCGAGGCGUGCUUUGCUGAUCGAGAAUUCCCAUGUUGAAUCGGAGAAUUUCCCUGGUAUUUUUCUGAAAUUGCUUGUGAUAAGCGAGCAUGUGAUCUAUUUGGUGAUAUAUUUUGAAAAUGAGAGAAGUUUGUUCGUUGCGGGACGGUGAAUACAAGAAACAAGUACCGUAAGACAGGCUCAGAUUCGUUUGUCGUUUGAGUGUUUGGGAAUGCCACGUCGGAAAACCACCCUUCUGUCUGACGGUUCACCUCCGGCUCAAAACC